This is a messenger RNA of Eruca vesicaria subsp. sativa (arugula), 1029 nucleotides long. NCBI's taxonomy places the organism in Eukaryota, Viridiplantae, Streptophyta, Magnoliopsida, Brassicales, Brassicaceae. The record is from the annotation of a GenBank genome assembly.
AUGACCUUCACGGCUCCCCGACUAGCCAUCACCGUCGCCGUUAAUCAACCAGCCUUCUUAGUAAUACAAAACUACACUAAGACCCUUACACCUCACCGGGGAGUUACUUCUCAUCAGCAACUAGAUAACGAUGAACUUCUGCUUCGUCAAGCUUCUAAAGUCAAUCCAAAACCACCACCAAAACUGCCUAAGAAAGUAGCUUUCAUGUUCUUAACAACAACUUCUCUUCCAUUAGCACCACUUUGGGAACUUUUCUUCAACCAAACCUCUGACCACAACUCUCUCUACAAUGCCUACGUGCAUGUUGACCCCACAAAAAAACACAAACCGGAUUUCUUCAGUAACCGGAUCAUACCUUCCUCAAAACCGGCUUACCGUCACACCCCAACACUCAUCUCAGCCGCGCGUCGUUUACUUGCUCACGCGCUUCUCGACGACCCUUCAAACUACAUGUUCAUCCUUCUCUCCCCUUCUUGCAUCCCACUUCACUCUUUCAACUUCACCUACAAGUCACUUACCUCCUCCACAAAGAGCUUCAUAGAGAUUCUCAUCAACGAGCCAGGGUGGCACGAUAGGUGGGCUGCGCGUGGCCCUUACGAUAUGCUCCCGGAGGUUCCACCUGAGGAGUUUCGAAUAGGCUCACAGUUCUGGACACUGACAAGAAGCCAUGCGAGGAUGGUCGUGAGUGACGUGGAGAUAUGGUCCAAGUUCAACAAGCCUUGUGUAAGAAAAGAGACUUGUUACCCUGAGGAGCAUUACUUCCCUACUCUCCUCCACAUGAGGGAUCCACAAGGGUGUGUUCCAGCUACGCUCACGCAUGUUGAUUGGAGUGUUAGCGACCAUGGUCAUCCCCGAACGUAUAAACCAUCUGAGGUAGGGGCUGAACUUAUACAAAAGCUGAGAAGUGCACGUCUUAGGUAUGGAGACGGCGGCAGAACGAGGAAGGACUCAUUUUUGUUUGCACGGAAGUUCUCUCCGGCGGGGAUCAAUCCGCUCAUGAACAUAGCUCGAAAUGUUAUCUUAAAUUGA